Messenger RNA from Ilyonectria robusta, 381 nucleotides. Its product is annotated as SCP2 sterol-binding domain-containing protein. The transcript is spliced from 3 exons. NCBI's taxonomy places the organism in Eukaryota, Fungi, Ascomycota, Sordariomycetes, Hypocreales, Nectriaceae. Bases 1 to 381 code for a protein of 126 amino acids. The record is from RefSeq and is a predicted model, not a curated record. Gene Ontology annotation, cellular component: cytosol.
AUGUCUCUCAAGAACGACAGCUUCCCCUCCUCGGCCGCCUUCGACGCCAUCAACGCCGCCAUCAAUGCCAGCGACGCGGACCGCCAGGACGCCAUCAAGCAGGGCAAGGGCGUCUACGCCUUCAAGCUCAAGAACAAGGCUGGCGAGGAAGCGAGCUGGCACAUCGACCUCAAGGAGUCAGGCAAGGUCGCCGCUGGCCUUGGCGAGAAGCCUACCGUCACCCUCUCACUCUCUGACGAGAACUUCGGCAAGCUCGUCGCCGGCAAGGCCAACGCCCAGCGUCUCUUCAUGUCGGGCAAGUUGAAGGUUGCGGGCGACGUCAUGAAGGCGACCAAGCUGGACCCUAUCCUGAAGAAGGCUCAGACCAAGGCCAAGUUGUGA